AUGAAUGGCCUAGAUGUGUGUUACACUUGUGGUGGUACAGGACAUUUUUCUAGCAGUUGUCCUUAUAGUCAGGGAAGAAAAGCCCCUGCUUAUAUUACUUGCUUCUUGUGUGGUGAGAAAGGGCAUUAUGCCAACAGUUGUCCCCAUAAAAGACAAGUUACGCUUCCAGCACCACCCACUAGACUAGCGAUUGAACCAGCCCCGAAGCGCCAGGCAGUUGGAAAGCAAGUGAAUGCUUUAGAGUUAGGAAAGCCCGAACCACAACAGCCCCAUCAGGGACCAAUCACAGGAACAUUGCAUGUUGGUGGAGUUUAUGUGCAUGUUCUCUUCGACUCGGGUGCCACACAUAGCUUUGUGAUACCCGAGGUAGUAUGGAGUUUUAAGGGAAUCUUUACUAGAGUAAAGGUAGGUGUUUCAGUUAGAACCCCUGGGAACCAUAACUUUCAUGUUGAUAGUUGUGUACUUGGGAUUCCAAUAUAUGUGGGAUCAACGGUAUAUCCGGCAGACCUGCUAGUUGUUCCUUUAGGACAACACGAAGUGAUUUUGGGCAUGGACUGGCUGUCGAGAUACUACGCACAGUUGGAUUGUGGACGAGGAAGAAUUACACUUGAAGAAAGAGGAAAACCAUCAACGACAUACUAUGGAAUAUGUCCAAGUGCUGGAGUGUCACUUGUAUCUGCCUUAAGAGUUGAGAAAGAUUUGAUCGAGGGCGAGGUAUAUCUUGUAACUCUAACUACCCUUGGAGGAGAAUUGAAAGAAGGGACAAAGUUGGAAGAGAUAGCUGUAGUAAAAAUAUACCAGGAUGUAUUCCAGCCAUUGGAAGGAUUGCCCCCACCACAAAGUGUUCCUUUCACCAUUAGAUUAGAGCCGGGAGCAGCCCCAAUAGCAAAGGCACCUUAUCGAAUAGUUCCAGCUGAGCUUGCUGAAUUAAAGAAGCAGUUGGAAGAUUUGAUAGAAAAAUGA
Messenger RNA from Brassica rapa (field mustard), 963 nucleotides. RefSeq lists its product as uncharacterized. Lineage: Eukaryota; Viridiplantae; Streptophyta; Magnoliopsida; Brassicales; Brassicaceae. Gene Ontology annotation, molecular function: zinc ion binding; nucleic acid binding; aspartic-type endopeptidase activity. The record is from RefSeq and is a predicted model, not a curated record. Gene Ontology annotation, biological process: proteolysis.